GUCUAAAGCUGGGAUGAAGAGCACGUUAUCGUUGAAGGCUGGUCAUCCUCCUGCAGUAAAAGCAGGAGGAAAACGAGUUGUUAAGAAAAACAGUGAGGAUGGAACCCCGGAGAAGGAAAGCAAGAGAGCGGAUAAACCCAGGUCUUUGACCACCUUCUCUCGGAUGCAGCAAAUGGGUAUUCUAAUGGCAGGCCCCCUAGAGAAGUUGGGCCAUGAUUUCCCCGAGACUCCAGUUUCAGUACGGCACCAGAAGGUCAGACCCAGCAUGGAGAAACUGCACAUGCAGCGCUGCUUCUUCAUCCAGCAGCCCCGCAAGUGUUGAGCCAAAAUGGCUAACAGCUGAAGAACCAGGAUGUGUGCGAGAUGUUUGUGCAAAGUGAACAGGAAGUAUGUGUGAUUGAGCUGAGUAGUGCAUAUCGAGGAUCUGAGACAAAUUUUAUAUUUUAAAUCCUUGACUCCUUGCUUUAUGAAUUCUGAUUACUUUGCAGAAAAGAAUGCAUGAGCUCAUGUUUACUCAUUAAAUAAAUAUGUAUUGCAUUAA
Molecule: messenger RNA, 541 nt
Organism: Ictalurus punctatus (channel catfish)
Lineage: Eukaryota; Metazoa; Chordata; Actinopteri; Siluriformes; Ictaluridae
Gene: dal1b
Product: death-associated protein-like 1-b
Biological process (GO): negative regulation of autophagy; cellular response to amino acid starvation; apoptotic signaling pathway
Molecular function (GO): death domain binding
Source: RefSeq, marked provisional